AUGGUCACCAGAAUCAAAACCGACGUAGAAUUUCAAACUAAGGUGCUGGAAGAUCUGAGUGAUGACAUUUUGAUCUUGUCCUUCUUGUCUUUGAACUGUGGCAUUUGCAAGAUGAUGAUCCCGAAAAUAGAACGGUUCGUGGACGACCAAUUCAAUGCCAGAGGAAAAGUGCAAGUUUUUACCAUUUACAUCGAAGAAUUUAGUCACAUAGCGGAAGAAUAUGAGGUUAGGGACGUUCCAUAUUUCGUUUAUUUAAAAAAUAGGGUGAUUGUAAAUACGUAUGUAGGGAACAAGUUGGAAUCCUUCAUAAAGGUGUUCGAGGAAACGAAAAGGACAGCGAGAGAACGGAAAAAUAAAAAGAUCACCAACAGGAAAGUUUCAUUUCAUGCUGCUGUUCAAAGUAUUCCCAGUAUACUGGGCGAUACUGAGAGUGCAGAAUACGCUCCAGAUGAUAAAAACCAAGAUAAUGCUACCAAGAAUGAUGAAGCCGGUUCUUCGAAGAAAAGUUAG
Brassicogethes aeneus is the source of this 510-nucleotide messenger RNA. The record is from the annotation of a GenBank genome assembly. NCBI's taxonomy places the organism in Eukaryota, Metazoa, Arthropoda, Insecta, Coleoptera, Nitidulidae.